UAGAGUGAUUGAGCUGAACACUCCUCUGGUUCACACACACUUGCUCUCUCGUGCUCUUCCUCACGCCCUCUGUGGUGUGGUGGAGCAGCUAGCCUGUUACCUUGCUCGCUCUCUCAUUACAAGUUUGUAGUAGUGUAGUGAUGUGAAAGACAGAUGGUAAGCUUGGCAGGUAAUUAAGGGUUAAGGACAGUCUGCCUGGUUGCAGGGGAGAGGGGGGCAGUGUUGGUUAUUUUAGUAUUGUACCACGGGAUUGGAGGGCUCAGAGGGACUGGUAUUGUCUGGGUUAUACUGCUUGGCUGGACUGGGGUACUGGUGGGUUACACUGGGACAGAAGAACCAGGCUGGUCUGCUGUACUGGGAGAGAAGUCUGGACUAUAUUAUUGAGAGACUACUACUGCCAGACUGGAUUAGACAAAGACUGGACUUUAUUUUUUUGAGCUGAAGUUUUUCUGGGCUGGACUGUGUGAGAAGUGUCUGGUACUGGACCUGGGAAAGUCAUUCUACAGUACCUGAUGAUCUGAGUCCUGAGGAGAGACAGGAGUUGGAGAGCAUCCGCCGUAGGAAACAAGAACUACUGCAGGACAUACAGAGGCUGAAGGGUGAGAUAGCAGAGGUGACAAAUGAAAUUGACAACCUAGGCAUAACCGACGAAAGGAAAAGCAUGCAGAGAAACAAGCAGGUGUCCAUGGGGUGCAAGAAGUUCAACAUGGACCCAAAGAAGGGGAUCCGGUUUUUGAUUGACAGCGGUCUGCUGAAGAACACCAGUGAUGACAUCGCCCAGUUCCUCUAUAAAGGGGAGGGGCUAAACAAGACCGCCAUCGGAGACUUCCUGGGGGAGAGAGAGGAUUUCAAUCUUGAGGUUCUACAAGCCUUUGUGGAGCUGCAUGAGUUUACUGACCUUAACCUGGUCCAGGCCCUCAGGCAGUUCCUGUGGAGUUUCCGGUUGCCAGGUGAAGCCCAGAAGAUCGAUCGCAUGAUGGAGGCGUUUGCCCAGAGAUACUGUCACUGUAACCCUGGCGUCUUCCAGCACAGCGAUACGUGUUAUGUGUUGUCGUUUGCUGUGAUCAUGCUGAACACCAGUCUCCAUAACCCCAAUGUGAAGGACAAACCCUCCCACCAGAGAUUCACCACCAUGAACAGAGGAAUCAACGAUGGCGGAGACUUACCUGAGGACCUACUCAGGAACCUGUAUGAGAGUAUAAAGAACGAACCCUUUAAGAUCCCAGAGGAUGAUGGGAACGACCUCACACACACUUUCUUCAACCCCGACCGGGAGGGCUGGCUACUCAAACUAGGAGGAGGGCGUGUGAAGACGUGGAAGAGACGAUGGUUCAUCCUCACAGACAACUGCCUGUACUACUUUGAGUACACUACUGAUAAGGAGCCUAGGGGUAUCAUCCCUCUGGAGAAUCUUAGUAUUAGAGAGGUGGACGACUCUAAGAAACCAAACUGUUUUGAGCUGUUCAUCCCGGACCACAGGGAUCAGGUAAUCAAGGCGUGUAAGACCGAGGCGGACGGACGCGUUGUCGAGGGCAAUCACACCUUCUAUCGAAUCUCCGCCCCCACAGCUGAGGAGAAGGAAGAAUGGAUCACCAGCAUCAAAAAAGCCAUCAGCAGGGACCCCUUCUAUGAGAUGGUGGCAGCCCGGAAGAAGAAGGUGUCGGCUCUGACUAGCCCAUAGAAAGGCCCCAGGCUCCAGCACUUCAGCAGGCAGACCUCACUCUACUCUAAGCCCAGUGUCUAUGGACCUGAACUAAAGGAAUUACUAAAGGAACUAUAGAAUUAUGUACAUAAGAAAGCAGAAUGUCCCCACAAUCUGAAAGGUGGAAGCUGUCAUCAUAUUGAUUACAUGUUGCAUUCUUCAGAUACACAAACACUGGAGGGGAAGGAUUUUGAAGGGGCACGGGUUUAGGAUGGAGAUCAGGAUGCAGAGAGGAUUGGACCUCCUUCAGCGCCCUCUACAGGAAGUUACAUCAGGCAAUAUUUUGCUUUGAUAUAAAAUGAACAGAGAAAGGUGCCAUUAACCUCUUUUUACAUAAACCUCUUCUCAUAGUGCUGUCAUUACUACAGAGCAUCAUCUCUUUCUGAAUGGUUCCCAUAACAAACCACCACUGUUUCCUCUCUCGCUCUCUCUUCCUCCCCUUACGGGUUGAGAUGAUACUUUGUUGUUUUGUUAAAUGUUUCUGGGACAUUGGCCUGUGUCAGUGAUCCGGGGGGUGAGAUAUGGGAGCUGGGUCGGCACAAUAGUUUUAAAAAAUACUGUCUCGGCCGAAAGCCUUGUUAUGCCAUCACUGUGUUUAGUUCUGCUCUUAAUUUAGUUUCUUGUUUUGAUACCUCUGUUACUACAACUGCACAGUCAUGUGGAAGGAGGUGGUAUGGAGGGAGGGGAGAAAGAAAUCAAGAAGGGGAGAGGGAAACAAAGGAUCGUAAUAUAUCACUACUCAGGUUGAAAUAUUCUGUCUCUUAUUCUGAUAUUGUGAUGAGUACUUUUGCAGAAGCAGUAAGUUUGCAGGGAAGGAUCAUUUUUAUAAAGACCUUUCACAGUGUUAUUAUACAGUUGUAUGCUGUCUGUUACAAAUGUGUUGUCUUGUAAGAUGCAUUUCUGUCAUCAAUGACCCCUUUGGAGGGCUGUGUUUUUGUUUUUUAUUGGCAGAUAAAUUAAUCAGUAAUUUUUGUUCACAAUGCACUGUUUAUGAAAUGUAAAUCAAGCUUGAAUUAUUUGUUUGUUUAUCAAUAAUACAUAUAAUUUCUUGUAAAGUUGUUUUGUAUCAUAAAGGUUUGUGCCUCUUUAUGCCA
Messenger RNA from Oncorhynchus mykiss (rainbow trout), 2796 nucleotides. The record is from RefSeq and is a predicted model, not a curated record. NCBI's taxonomy places the organism in Eukaryota, Metazoa, Chordata, Actinopteri, Salmoniformes, Salmonidae.